Trichoderma harzianum CBS 226.95 is the source of this 654-nucleotide messenger RNA. RefSeq lists its product as hypothetical. Lineage: Eukaryota; Fungi; Ascomycota; Sordariomycetes; Hypocreales; Hypocreaceae. Bases 1 to 654 code for a protein of 217 amino acids. The transcript has a single exon. The record is from RefSeq and is a predicted model, not a curated record.
AUGGAUGCGGAACGGGACUAUAAGAGAUUCGAUGAGCUCAUGAACUUUUGGAAGACCAUGCCACUGGAGAUACAUGUGUCGUGGCACGAAGCUUUUGAAAAAGCAAGCACUCUACCCGAAGGAAAACGCUCCCUUUCUGCACUGCGACGCCUGUUUGCCAAGGCCCGCAAUCGCGAGAGCAUCGACCUUUGCGAUUUGGAAUGGAAACUGAACCCAGGACUCUCGAGCUGGUAUGGUGUCAUUGGGCAGGAGGACCUUGAGCGGAAGAUACCGUUGAUCUUUGGACGGCUACUAGGCAUGAAAGAACCAGACAACUCGACAGACAACGUCUGGCAGAGUUACUUCAUGCCUCUAGCCACCACACGGCAAAUGGUGUCAGUUUGCGCAUUGGUCAAUGACAUUUUGCAACUCAUGCAUGUGGGACGACAUUUCCUAGGAUAUGAAGCUGUGCAGGUGUCAGUGGAAGAAUUGUAUGGGAAGUUCAAGACCUGUCUGCGGAUGAAUCGGUUUCGAGCCUGGCGCCAGAAAUUGAGACUUGAUUUCCCUGAAUUGUUGGGCAAGCAUCCCACUCGCGAAAUGCGUGCCACAUUGGGCGAGGAGUUCUGUGGUUGGGUAGAGGUGCAGGAUGAUUGGCUUUGGAGCGAGGAGGUGUGA